Messenger RNA from Manihot esculenta (cassava), 2135 nucleotides. RefSeq lists its product as uncharacterized. The transcript has 2 exons. The coding region runs from base 604 to 1881 and encodes 425 amino acids. The record is from RefSeq and is a predicted model, not a curated record. Lineage: Eukaryota; Viridiplantae; Streptophyta; Magnoliopsida; Malpighiales; Euphorbiaceae.
UUAUCCAAGGACCAAAGAUUCUCCAAUGUGUUUGAAUUUCUAUUUUUAUUUUUUGUCUUUAUCUUUUUGAUAGGAUUUAUUGCCAUUUCUGUCUGAGUCUUUCACUUUCACCUUCUCUUCCUCUUCUUCUCCUCCUCCAAUGAAAACCCAUUUCAGUGAAAGCUCCAAAUCUCGUUUAAUGUGACCAAGGUUAUGUGAAUCCCAAUAUGGAAGGCAUACAUCACAAUUUGUGCUUGAAAAUUUCAAAAUUUCAAAUUUUUGUGGGUGGUUUGUGAUUAAGUUUUUUCUUUUAAAAUUUUUCCUCAUUGCUUCAAUCAAGCUUGUUUGCUAAGAUUGGUUUUAUAUUGUAUUGAUUGGUUGGUUUCUCAAAAUACAAAGCAGAUUGCAGAAAAAGAAAGUUUUGUACCAAAAUAGAAAGUAGUAUGCGCAGAUGCUAAUGGUAUAUUCAGAAUCUUCUUUUCAGUUUUCAUGGUGGAAAAGCAAAGAACAAGGUCUUCCUAGGCAAAUGGAAAAUGGAGAAGAGUAUUUACAUUGAGUGAGAGGUUGUGAUUUCUGCAACUUUCUUUAAAGCCAAACAAGAAAAGGCAAGUAGAGAGGGAUAGUAUGCCAACAGUGUGGCUCUCUUUGAAGAAAUCUCUACACUGCAAAUCAGAGCCAUCGGAAGUCCAUGACCCAAAAUCAAGGAAGCAGUUAAGCACAAUCUUGACAAAAAAAGCAGGCAGGUCAGGGUGUUCAAGAUCCAUAGCUAAUCUCAAAGAUGUCAUCCAUGGAAGCAAAAGACACACGGAGAAGCCACCAACUUGCAGCCCAAGAUCCAUAGGGAGCAGUGAGUUUCUUAACCCAAUAACCCAUGAAGUUAUUUUGAGUAACUCAAGGUGCGAGCUCAAAAUCACCGGUUUCGGUGGGUUCCAAGACGGGAUUGGUAAUGGUGCUAGUAAUGCUAACAAUGGUCCUGCUGCUGUUGGUGGUUCAACUUUUGUGGGCACAUUGAGGCCAGGGACACCUGGGCCUGCAGGGCACCCAACAAUGCACUACUUCAAUCCUUCAAUGAGGAGCUCAGCUACUCCUCCGAGAAAGUCUCCAUUUCUUUUAUCAGAUAGAGAAGGGUCUGGUAUUUUCAGCAAUGGUGGACGUUCAAGCACUAGGGAGACAGAUUCUAAUGGUUCAUCUACAAUCACUUGCCAUAAAUGUGGAGAGCAGUUUUCCAACUGGGAGGCUGCUGAAAAUCACCAUCUCUCCAAACAUGCUGUAACUGAGCUUGUGGAAGGCGAUUCAUCAAGAAAAAUUGUUGAAAUCAUAUGUCGGACAAGUUGGUUAAAGAGCGAAAAUCAUUGCGGUCGAAUUGAGAGAGUAUUGAAAGUUCACAAUAUGCAAAAGACACUAGCUCGGUUUGAAGAAUACAGGGAGAUGGUGAAAACUAAGGCCAAUAAGCUCCCCAAGAAACACCCUCGGUGUAUUGCUGAUGGGAAUGAACUUCUAAGAUUCUAUGGUACCACUGUUGCUUGCUCUCUUGGCCUAAAUGGGUGCUCAAGUUUAUGUGUAUCUGAGAAAUGCUGUGUUUGUCGAAUCAUCCGAAAUGGGUUUUCUGCCAAGAAGGAGCUUAAAGGUGGAAUUGGAGUAUUUACAACUUCUACUAGUGGCAGAGCUUUUGAGUCUAUUGAAAUCUUUGAACAAGACCCAUCUGUAAGGAAAGCUUUGAUAGUAUGCAGAGUAAUAGCUGGGAGAGUUCAUAAGCCUUUGGAUAAUAUACAACAAAUAUCUGGCCAAACUGGGUUUGAUUCAUUAGCAGGAAAAGUUGGUCUCUACUCAAAUAUUGAGGAGCUGUAUCUUCUAAAUCCCAGAGCUCUUCUUCCUUGCUUUGUGGUAAUCUGCAAAACCUGACCUGAAGACAGUAAAAGAAUCACUUACAAUUUGCUAUCAAGUUAUGUGAAUCCCUUUUUUAAUCUUUUGAUGAUAGAAGAUUCUUCUCAAUCUUCUAUUUUGAAGAAAUUUGAUUCUUCUUCUUACAAUCUUUCUGCCACUUUUUUAGUGUAAUUGUUUCUGCCCUUAUUUACAGUUGCAUAAUUUCUUCAUUUUCUUGUCCAUUUUUAAGAUCAAUGAUGCAUAUAUUUCAAAUUAGAUUGCUGUUAUUUGCA